AUGGUGUAUUCAACGUGUUCGCUGAAUCCAGUCGAAGAUGAGGCUGUUAUCGCAUCAUUACUUCGCUCUGCUGAUGGUGCCUUGGAGCUUGUUGAUGUUUCUGAGCAACUGCCUGAACUUAAGCGAAAGCCAGGGCUGUCGAAUAAAUUCGAAGAUAUUGACAGCGAACAAAGACGGUCUUUUACGUCUUCGAUGUUCCCACCAAAUGAAGAAGAAAUGCAAAAGUUUCAUUUGGAACGCUGCUUUCGAGUUUUGCCGCAUAUGCAAGAUACUGGAGGAUUUUUCAUUGCCGUAUUAAAGAAAACAAAAGCAUUGAACGACAACCAGCUUAAACAAGCAUUUAGAAUGCCGCCAGUAAAACGACGUAAGACUUUCAAAGAAGAUCCAUUUGUGUUUCUCGAAAAAGAUGAUGCACGCUGGAAGGACAUCGCGAGUUACUAUGGAAUUUCGGAGGCUUUUCCUUAUGAGAAUCUUCUGGGUCGUACAAUCGAAAUAGAUAAGAAGAGAACAUUGUAUUUCGUCAACAGUGCUGUUAAGCGAUUUUUACUCGACAAUCAAGACAAGGUGAAAGUAAUCAAUGCAGGCAUUCGUAUGUUUGGACGCGUCGAGAACAAAUUCAAUUUAUGUCGUUUUCGAAUGGCUCAAGACGGCGUUCGGACAAUUUUACCGUUCAUGGAAAAGCGGGUCGUAGAAAUUGAUGUAGAAGACAUGUGUAACAUUUUGAAAACGGAUAACGGUAAUGAGAAUUUUCCAAGAGAAAAGCUAAAAUGCGAUCAGAAACUAAACGGUAUUUGCGCUGGAAGUAUCGUUCUUGUUACUGAAUUUAACAGCGUAAAACAAGUAAUUUGUGCAUGGCUAGGUGCGAAAAGUCUCGCACCAUACGUCAGUAAAGAGGAAAGAAUUCAUGCGUUACGCCUGCUUGGUUGCGAUACCUCUGAUUUUGAAAAAGUGAUGUGGACGAAAAGACAAUCGAAAGCACUUCGGAACAGAGAAGAAGCCGAGAAACGCAGAAACCUGGAACAAGCGGACAUUGCGACAACAGAAGAGACGAAUCUUGUUAGCACCAGUACUGCAGAACUCGAUGGAAAAAUGGUAGUGGAAGAGCAGAGCGCUGAAGACGAAGUGAGCAGUGGUGGGAAAUAG
Messenger RNA from Gongylonema pulchrum, 1143 nucleotides. The record is from the annotation of a GenBank genome assembly. NCBI's taxonomy places the organism in Eukaryota, Metazoa, Nematoda, Chromadorea, Rhabditida, Gongylonematidae.